Molecule: messenger RNA, 1743 nt
Organism: Cladophialophora immunda
Lineage: Eukaryota; Fungi; Ascomycota; Eurotiomycetes; Chaetothyriales; Herpotrichiellaceae
Exons: 2
Coding region: 1-1743 (580 amino acids)
Biological process (GO): DNA-templated transcription
Molecular function (GO): zinc ion binding; DNA binding
Source: RefSeq, a predicted model, not a curated record
AUGGAUGCUCCCCGACUAGACGGUGGCAGAAUGAGCCAGUCCAGCUUGGGGCCUUCUGCUACGGCUUCCGCUGCCGCCCCUCAAUACAAGGCCGCCGCGGUAUCGACGCAUGAAGCCAGCGAGAGUGCCACGACGCCGGCGUCCGGCUUCCGCACCUUUGUCGGACGAGGGGCGUACCUGGCCGCGCCGGGCGGACACAUGGACGAGGACGAGCCGCCGCCGAACGACGUGCCCAGCGUCUUCGAGCAGACGUCGGCCGAGAUCUUCCGCCUGCAAAAGGCGCUGGACGUGCCGCCGCGCGUGGUGCGGGACGUGCUGCUGGAGAGCUACUGGCGGCACUGCCACCCGUGGAUGCCCGUCGUCAACAACCAGGCCAAGUUCCGGGCGACGCUCGACUGCCCUAGCUCUCCGCUCCUGCUCCAGGCGAUGCUCAUGGCCGGCAGCCGCAUGGCCUCCAUCCCCAUCACGUAUGCCUCGUCAGCCGAGCUGUACGCCCGGGCAAAGACGCUCUUCUGGCUGGACUCGGAAAAGGAUCCCGUCGUCUGCCUGAUCGCCGCCUGCACCCUCCAGUGGUGGACGCCGCACGGUCCGGAGAGCUUCUCCCUUGACACAGCCUACUCGUGGCUGCGCCUGGCCGUGAGCAUUGCCUUUCAGAUUGGCCUGCACCAGGACGGCAAGGCCCCGGUGAAUGCGUCUCUCCAGCGCAGGAUAUGGUGGUCACUGGUGGCCCGGGAUUGCUGUAUCAGUGUGGCGCAUGGCCGGCCUCGUGCUAUCAAGCUCUAUGACAGCGACGUUCCCAUGCCCUGCGAGUCCGACUUCCGGGCAUCAGGCCUGGCGAUGCCCGCCCGAUUCGUGUCGUACGUCAAGAUCUGUCUCAUCCUGGGCGACAUCGCCGAGCGCCACCACCCGCCCAAGGCCUUUCCCAGCGACAAUCGUCUCGAGCUGGAGACGAAGCUGCGCGCGUGGAUCCAGGCCCUGCCGCCCGAGCUCAAGAUCUACGAAGAGCCACUGCCCCGGAGACUGAUGCCGUACAAUUUCGAGACGCGCCAGUUACACGUGGCGUACCUCGCGGCGCUGGUCAUCGCGAAUCACCCCAGUAACAUCAACGACCCGCCGUCCCGUGUGGCCAUCCUCGCCUCGUCGCUCAUCGCCGGCCUGUUUGACGAGUUUCUGAUCCGCGACGACGUGCGCUUCCUCGGCCCCGUCUUCACCUUUUACCUCCUGGCUGCGUCCCUGACACAACUGCGCUGCUGCCAGUACACGUCGUUGCGCGCCACCGCCGAGUUCAACCUGCGCAUCAUCGAGCGGGCGCAGGUGGAGCUCGAGAAGAAGUGGCCCUCUGCCACGGGCUCUCAAAGGCUGUAUUCCAAAGUCCGCGACCGCAUCUUCGGACAAGCAACCUCAGCCGCUGCUAUACUGUCGUUGCCUGACCGACCGAUCACGCCGGCACAACGACUCCUUUUCCAAGACUACGGCGACGAGCUCUGCAAUCAGUGGCAUCUCUUCCCCCAGGAUCGCGUCACGGAGGGCGAGAACCUGGCCAUUGGCAUCCACGACUCUGUGGGUGAAUUCGCCCGAGCCAGCGAGACCGACGAUCUCUCCACCAUCCUCGACGAUUCGCUCGGCCUCAUAGCCAAUCCAGGCCAUCAUCUCUACGGCAUGAAUUCGGACCUGGGACAGGAUCGAGAAAUCACGGGGGGCGACAUUGGCAGCUGGCUUUUGUGGGACGACGUCUUAGUCUAG